CACCACCAGGAAAUGGACGAGCAGCAGAGACUGCGAUGAUGACGACGACGAUGAUGAUGAUGAUGAGUGUGUAGCAGGCAGGCAGUGAGCAGAACAGGGAGGAGAAAGCACCAAGAGGCAGCGACAACUUUCAGCACUUUGAGAGGGUUUUGUGCAGCAUCAAGACAAGAUGAGCGACGCUAAUCAGCCCCGAGUUGAGCUUUUUGUGAAGGCAGGAAGCGAUGGUCAGAGCAUCGGCAACUGUCCUUUCUCCCAGCGUCUCUUCAUGGUGCUGUGGCUGAAAGGAGUCACCUUCGACGUCACCACCGUGGACAUGAAGAGGAAGCCAGAGAUCUUGAAGGACCUGGCACCGGGGGCCCAGCCUCCCUUCCUGUUGUAUGGCAGCGAGGUGAAAACCGACACCAACAAGAUCGAGGAGUUCCUGGAGGAAAAUCUGUGCCCUCCAAAAUAUCCUCGUCUGGCUGCUUGUAACCCAGAGUCCAACACGGCCGGCAUGGACCUCUUCUCCAAGUUCUCCGCUUACGUCAAGAACUCAAACCCUCAGGCCAAUGAAAAUCUGGAGAAAGGCCUGCUGAAGGCCCUGAAGAAGCUGGACGACUACCUCGGCUCCCCACUUCCUGAUGAGAUUGACGAGAAUAGCGCUGAUGAGGUCACUUCCUCUUCCCGCCCCUUCCUGGACGGCCAAAACCUGACUCUGGCUGACUGCAACCUCCUGCCUAAGCUCCACAUUGUGAAGGUGGUGUGUUUGAAAUACAGAAACUUCAACAUCCCUCAGUCUCUGACGAACCUCUGGAGGUACCUGAACGCAGCGUACGCCAGGGAGGAGUUCUCCUCCACCUGCCCGAUCGACGAUGAGAUCCACAUCGCCUACUCCUCUGUAGCUAAGGCUCUCAAGUAGGAGGAGAAUGGGUGGGAUAGGGGGUGGUGGUGGGUGGGGGGGGGGGGGGGUAUAUAUCAUGCAUAUAUGAGCAGAAUGACAAACAAAAGCACAAACACAGAUUAAAAAUUUACUUUUGUACGGUUUCUCUGCAAGCAACACGAUCGAGACGUUUCUCUUAAAGUACAUCUGAUGUUUUUAUAAUGUUGAAGACCUGAUUCAGUGUUUUCAGACUACACACAUGUAGUUUGUAGUUUUCUUCACCUUAAACUAGGUAUUAAAACCAUGAGCUCAGAUGUCUGACGCAAAAACAAACACAUGCACAAUAAAAAAAAACAAACACAUUAAACCCUGUUCAAAUUUGUUUUGCUGACGGGGAGAUGAGGAAACGUCUGUUGGCUCGUCGAUCGCGUCGCUUGCAGGAACGUUUUCACCUUUUUAAUGGCCACCUUGCUUUGUGUACAGUUUCACUAUCGGUAGAGACACGGAUGCUUUUCUUUGUUCAACUCUUCCUCGUCAUGUCUUGGGGAGUUUUUGACAGACACGAAGCUGCCUGCUUUUACCUUGCGAGCCACAUAGGGGCUGAUUCAACUCAUUCAUUUCUUCUGAUUAAGGAAGUGAUAUUUGCAUACCAGCGCCGACUCGCCUGCCAAAGAGUCUUUUGUGAUUUAUCUGUUAUGACAACAGCUUUCACAUUAACCUUUCUUUCAUUUCUGAGGGAACAAGGCCUUUUACAGUUAAUAAUACAGUUUUCUAAGUGUUUUAUUCUUCAUAGUGCACCUCAAAGAGGGAGGGGGUCUCACUGUGAGGAGGGAGAGCUGAGAACAGUUAGAGACAGGAAACUGUUUCAAUAGACCCGGGCUUCCUCUUUCUGUGCUCCCAUAGCAGGCGUGAAGGAUUAUUCAAGAUUACCAAGCUUGUGCGUGAUCCGCCGUGAGGGCCCAACGCCAACAAUGUAUUUAGUUCUGCUCAUCGUGUGUGGAAGGAGGCUGUGAGUGCAUUGAAGCGACUGUGGAUGAAGAGAUGAAGCUCUCCCAUCAGCCUCCUCCUGCAGCAUGUCCAAGGCUUAUGCUAUGUCGCAUUCAUGAGGGGGGGGGGGGUUAAAAGGCAGGAAGUUUAGUGUAAACAUGAGCAAUGUUUAAACUGAAAAUAGCUUCGAUAGGCUCUCUUAUAACUGGUUCAUAGUUCGUUAAAGAGUAAGGCCGGGAUCCUUUUAUAUUUUCCUCAAUGUCAACAAAUCCCAUGAAAACAGGCAGUUUUUUGUUUUUUUUUAAUACCUCCAGACUUCAUUAACCUGUCUGUGCCCUCAGCGGGUCAAAACACCAUAUAGCCUUUUUAUUGGUAUAAAUGAAGGAAUUAAAAAGUAAAGGCUUAAUAUUUUCCCAGACCAGCUGGGACGUCAGUAAACUCAAUCAGGAGUAAACAGUGCAUUUAUUGGGGCCUAUUUUUAACUGCGGAUUAAUACACAUUUAGAGUCUGGGCUCGAAAAGAAAUGUCUUUAAUGUUAAUUGGUAAAUGUUAGAUGGUAAAUGUACAUGCUAACACACAUGUACAAUGUACGUGCUAACACACCAAAUAAAGUUGGUGAUGUUGGCUAAUGGUUCUCCGGCUACAUGUUAGCAUGUUCAUAUUAGCAUUUAGCUCAAGUACAGCCUCAUUAGGUGGAAGUCUGUUACCAAUACCACUGAAAUUCAUUAAGUCUCAGUACCUUUGUGUUGAAUUAAAUCAGUUUAAAAUGUUAUAUUUUGUAAAUUGUGUGUUGUGACUACAAAACUGCUACUAAACUUUUUUUAUUGUCACUAUUUUCAGUAGCUUUGACUUUUCUGCUACUAAAUCUUUGCAUCGACUUGGCUCUGAAAUCAUUCCUUACACUUGUUGAUGUUUUCACGGGACUUGUUGACAUUAAAAAUGUGUUGUUACCAUCCUUUAAAGGCCUUUAGAGAUGUAAGACUGACCCUUCACUGUCCACGCCUGGAAGUCUUAGUCUGAACUUUGUGUGACUUGAAAUGAACUCAUUGGGAGGAACUGGAACUAAUAAGAACUCGUUUUUACUGCAAGUAAUUGUGCAAAUUAGCAUUUAUUGAGGACUUGUUGUUGUGUCUCACAGAUAAGUGUGAAGGAUGUUUUAAAAAAAUAAACCUAAGUGCAAUUUAAAGGGAUUUAAAAAGACAAUCUUGUAUCCUGAGUUGGGAAAAAAAUGUGUGUAAGCAAAGUUUUUCUACAGAAAUUUAAUCUUGAUGAUGAUGUUUUUACUUGACCGAAUUAUUGUGGAUUUUAUCUUUAAUUUUGGAAGUGGACCAAUGUUUCAAAGGGAAGGAGUCUGAAUAUUUUCAGCGAUAAUGUGUUGUUGUAGAACCUUUGUUCACUUUUAACUGUAGGACUUGAUACAGUUUCAGGGACCAUUUAACACAUUAAACUCAUUAAAUGUAACGUUUGUUUGCAUAUUUUCUUUUUCACUUCACUGUUGUUAAACUCAUAUCGAGCUUUUCUCUUUGCAUUUCCCUACAAAAUAUUUUAGCCUUUAGCUUUGUUUUUUUUAUUCAUGUAGUAAAAAGCAGCUGCACUUAAAAGCCCACAGGAUCUAAACGGUGAUGUGGAAGCUAAAUCAGUAAAUCGACAAUCAAAGACAAUCAAACUAAUAACACGGCUGAAAUGUAUUUUCUACUUAAAAGACACAUUUAUUACUGGUCUAAUAAAAUAACUUGACAAUAAAUCAUUCGGUG
This is a messenger RNA of Mugil cephalus (flathead mullet), 3600 nucleotides long. RefSeq names its product chloride intracellular channel 1 (gene clic1). The transcript has 7 exons. The record is from RefSeq and is a predicted model, not a curated record. NCBI's taxonomy places the organism in Eukaryota, Metazoa, Chordata, Actinopteri, Mugiliformes, Mugilidae. Bases 170 to 898 code for a protein of 242 amino acids.